Messenger RNA from Cajanus cajan (pigeon pea), 2060 nucleotides. Its product is annotated as putative carboxylesterase 17. NCBI's taxonomy places the organism in Eukaryota, Viridiplantae, Streptophyta, Magnoliopsida, Fabales, Fabaceae. The record is from RefSeq and is a predicted model, not a curated record. Gene Ontology annotation, molecular function: hydrolase activity.
UUCAAACUUCCACUCUUCAAAAUAUUAAUCAAGAGUCAACAAUAUGGCUACCAUUUCACUCAGGAAUAACCUGCAAGUAAACAACACUAACCAGCAACGUGAAAUCAUCGCUGAAGAAAUCCAUGGACUCAUAAGAGUCCACAGAGAUGGACGUGUGGAGAGGCCUCCAAUUGUGCCUAGUGUCUCCUCCACAGUGGCGUCAGAACGUGGUGUCACUGCCAAAGAUGUUAUGAUCAACAAAGAGACAAAUUCAUGGGCACGUGCGUACGUGCCACUGAUUUGUCACACCAAGGUUCCUUUGCUUGUGUACUUCCACGGUGGUGGAUUCUGCGUUGGUUCCGCUGCUUGGAGCUGUUACCAUGAGUUCUUGACCAACCUUGCUUCCAAAGCAAACUGUGUUAUUCUCUCAGUGGAGUAUCACCUAGCCCCUGAGAAUCGUCUUCCAGUAGCAUAUGAUGAUGGCUUCAACGUUCUCAUGUGGGUGAAAAGAGAAGCAAUGAAUGUGUCUAGUGUGCAAAAGUGGUGGCUGAGUCAUUGCAACCUUUCUUCUCUUUUCUUAAUUGGUGACAGUGCAGGUGCCAACAUAGCUUACAAUGUGGCCACACGCAUUGGAUCAACAUUAUCUCUCAAGGGUGUUGUGUUGAUCCAACCCUUCUUUGGAGGAGAGGAAAGAACUAGCUCUGAGAAGCAUUUCCUUCAGCCACCAAAUUCAGCACUCACUUUACCCGUUUCUGACACUUAUUGGCGUUUGGCACUUCCUCAUGGGGCCACACGUGACCACCCUUAUUGCAACCCUCUUUCUCAUGGAAUCCUGAGAGAUUUGAGGGUUUCAUCCGUUAUGGUGUGUGUUUCAGAAAUGGACAUACUGAGAGAUAGGAAUUUGGAGUUCUCAAACGCUUUGGCCAAAGCAGGGAAAAGGGUCGAGACAUUUGUGUACAAAGGCGUAGGACAUGCUUUCCAAGUGCUGCAUAAUUACCAUCUUUCCCAUUCCCGGACCCAAGAAAUGAUAUCUCAUGUCAGGAACUUUGUUAAUCACUAACUCGAUCCUGCACUGCAUGUUUGAUAUGCGUGUUGUUUUCUGUUGUUGGGAGUAUCUAUUUACAUUAAUUCGAUAGUGGCUGUAGGCUGUAGCACAUGAUCAUAACUAGGUAGAGUGGUUGUUUUGGUAUUUGUAGUUUCAAUCCGUUAUGUACAAAGAUUUACAAGAGUUUGAGAAAAUAUCUGUAACACUCAAAAAUCUGGGGUUGAUAGGCAUUUAUGUAACUCUGCAGUUUGUUUCUAGGAAUCACAACACUCGUUUUGUAACAGAAAGUUAUCUUCAUUUCAGCAUACUAAAAAAUACUAGAGUACGUUUUUGGUUUUUCUGUUAAAUAGUAAUACUCCCUCGAUCUCCCACCAUCCCAGUUACCUUUUGUUCCGAAGUAUUUUUGGUACUCUAAACAUGUUGGAUGCAUGCUCAAGCAAUGAAGAUAAUUUCAACAAGAAACAAUGACCUCUAAUGAGAAGUGGGAUCUCAACCUCCAAACAUAUGUAAAGACACUUUGGCGCCUAAGUCCCGAGGAUAAGAGAUGUGUCAAAUGAACAUUUAAUAGGUAGUUAAACAAAUACCAGGGAGAGCAUCUGCCAUGUGCCGCAUGACAAGCCCAAAUAAUAGUUACUCCUAAGUCAGUGUUAUUUUGACAAAAGUAACACCGACUCAAGGUUUUAAGCAUCUUCCGGAACACUUUUCAUCGAUAAAAGUUUUUGAUAAAUAAACUCUCUUGAUCAUAUGAGUUCUGAAAUUCAGAUAGAUAUGAUGGUGUUAUUCCUUUUUGUACCUAUAUUGUACCUAGGCUAGAGUUAAGUUCAGAAUAGUCAGGCUGAUAGCUACUUCCACGUGCAAGUUUCAAUGUAAUGGGAAAUUAAAAACGCAAUAACAGAAAUGAAAGGGAAACAGGCAAAGUACAGUGCGUGCAUGAAUAAAAGGGGUGGUCCGUGUUGUUGAAUGUUGAGUAUCUUUAUUCUUUCUUCAGACAUUAUUGUCUUUGACCAACCAUAUAUUCCAGUGAGUCCUGUAGGUG